UUUAACCGUUGAGCUAUUGAGGUACGUAGGUACCACAUGUAUUUUAUUCGCAAAAGCAUGCUAACAUUAUGUCCUACUGCGCAUCGCGGUAACACGAGAGACGUAAAUGAAUGGCAUUCUCAGCGGCGCGGCGAUAGGUAGGUAAGUAGGAGUAUAUUAUGUAGUUGCUUGUUGUUUUCUUGCGUCAAUAUUGACUCACAAUGUAAAUCACAGAAGUGGCUAACAAACAAGUCGGCGCGGCGUGACUGUGCUCAUGCACGAGUCGAUCGGUCAAAGCGAAGCGUCCAUGACACCUAAACGAGCUAGCAGCACCUCUGCUAUCUGCUGGGUUGAUAACGCGCAUUAUCGGGCUGUCGGUUGCCACAACGCUCGACGCGGGAGGGACGAGUGUUGGGUGGCGCUGUCGAGCUGGGGCACAGCCGACGUCGCUCGCACAUGUUGCGGAACGUGCGGGGCGGCGGGCGCGCGGGGCGGCGGCCGGGAGCGCCAGGGACGGCGUCAGCACACGGCGCGCGCACGCACACACGCGCCGCGCCGACACGACGCCCGCGCCCGAAGAGCGUCACCACGUCACCGCGCCUUAUCGCAGCCAUCUUUAAACGAGCACGCUGCACGCCAUCGCUGGUACGAAUUCCUGAGCGGCGAGCGAGCUCUGUUGCCACGAUCGCCGUCGACUGCACUGACGCCCGAGCACUCCUUUCAUUGUCCUCUACGCCCGCGUCGCUUAGCGGCCACCUUCUUCAAGGUUAUGCGGAGUAUGCUACAACAGAUGUCCUCGCCGCAGAGCGCGCAACUCGGCGAGGUCGCGACUCUCGUGCGCCCGCUCGAAGGCCGCCUGUGCGGCGACGCAUCUUCGGAGGCCUCCUCGGACGCCGCGGAAGAUUUUGAAUUGCCGCAGUGCAAGAUAAAGCGAAACUACAACUGCACGAAGUGCACGUUCUACACGCAAAACCCGCGCGCUUAUCUCGUGCACACGCGUGACGUUCACUUCGAAAGACUCAAGAUUUACGACUGCCCCUAUUGCAUUUAUGCUUCCCGGCAUCAACAGAAACUCACGAGACACGUGAAGAUGGUCCACGAAUCUCCCUCCGUCAAGGAGACGGGAACGUUACUACCGCCCACUUUGCAAACCUCGGAGCCGAUAGAGAAGAUGGAAGAGUUGCUCGAGGAAGUGGAGGAGUGCGACGACAUGCAAAUAGACGUGGAGGACUACAACGAAGAGGCACUCGAGCGCAACUUCGAGACCGAGGCCGCGAGCGCAAACGACGCGGCACCUGACCAGCCGACAGACAGGAGCAAUUUCUUUCCCUGCAGCAAAUGCAACUACGUCACCCAUAUAAGAUCGAGAUACACGAAACACGUUAAAUAUCAUUCGAUGCCUAUGAUUAAGUGCACUAUGUGCGACUUUCGCACGCCUUACAAGUGGAACUUGGAUCGACAUAUGAAAAACCACGGUGGGAACGGGAGUUUUCACUGUACCAUGUGUAACUUCACGGCGGAUAUCAGGCAGAGUUUGACAGUGCACGAAAUGAAUCACCACUCGCCGCCCGUUGGCCAAACGGGUUCCAACCGGCGCCGCAACCGGGUGGGUGCCAGCGACUUGCCCGCUGGAGUCGACACGGCGGACGCUAGCGCUCUCAUUUUGAAAGAGGAGGAAGGAAGUGGAGACUCACGUUCGUCGCACUCUGCAUCGGAAAUGGGACUUCAAUACAUGGACAAAGAAGUUAUAAGCUGUAACAGCGAUUCCAACGAAGCGUCUACAUCGGAAACUCCCAAAAACGAAAAUAUGCAAUUGUCUAAGGAACCUGAAGUCGAAGUAGCCCUUACAUCAGAUGAAGCCAAACACCAAAAACAAAGUAGAAAAGCGCCAAGACCAAUCCCACAACUUAUACCCCUAAAUGCUUCAACUCCUAAUCAAACUAAGCCUCUUCCUGGUGAACCACCAGCUAAGAAGUUUAAAGAGUCAUCAAAAAUACAAACAGCAGACAUGCAAAAAAUAGACACUUUACCUAUCGACAUAACUUUAACUCCAGUAAAUAAUCUGGCUGCAAAAGAUACGUCCAUCCGGAAAAAGAAUGAAUCUUUUUUUGACCGCCUGAAGGAGAGAUUACUGACUGAAACUGGCGAAGAAGGUACUCUUGUAUGUAAAAAUUGCAGAUUUGAAAGUAAAUGUUUAUCUGAGCAUUCAGUUCAUGAGAAGAAUUGCACAGCACAGUCGAAUCGAAUACCAGCAAACGCGCUGCAUUCAAGUUUGGGGUCGACACGAUGUCAACAUUGCAGACAUCGAUGCAAAUCAAGCGCUGAUUUAUACCUGCAUAUGCAGACGUGCAGAAAGAAAGACGGUGCCUUUGAGAACACUUUAGAAGGACAUAACAAUGAUAGCACGGGAACCGUAUUGAGCAAUCAAGAAAAGGAUGCGGAACCACAUCCUAUGGAAAACGUAGUUUUUGUUUGGAACGACAUAAGUCAUAAUAGUAAUAAGUUUGAAACUCCAUUAGACAUAAGUAUUAAUGACGAUUCCACCUUGCCGGAGCAGAUCAGAGGCUUCGAGUUGGAUAUUGUUGAUGAUAAUGAAACAAUGAAUUUAUCGCCCAGCCAAGCGGUGGGUAAAAAAGUUUUUAAAUGUCCGCACUGUUUGUUUUGGGCAGCCACUGCUUCAAGAUUUCACGUACAUAUAGUUGGGCAUCUCAACAAGAAGCCAUUUGAAUGCUCUUUGUGUAAGUACAAAUCGAACUGGCGAUGGGAUAUAACGAAACAUAUUAAAUUAAAGUCAGCUCGAGAUCCUGAACACGCAGAUGCAAAAGUUCUUAUGACGGAUGAGACUGGAAGGCGAAACUACAGUAAAUACAAUAAAUUUUUAGCGAUGCCAGUUAUGAACGAAAAUGGAGAAAACGAGUUUCACUAUGUCGACCAAAAUGCAGCCGCUGAUACAGCAUUAGAGGAGGAGUCAUAUAAUGACGUUAACGAGAGUGCCAAUGUAUCUAUGGAGAUGCAACCACUUAAUCUACACACUCAUUCCAUCGACGACAAGUUUGACAUGGAUAGUAGGCUGCAAGAUGGUAAAAAACCUAAAAAGACAAUGUGGAAAUGUAAAAAAUGCAAUUACAAGGAUUCCUCGAAAGAAGCGUUAAUAGAACACGUCCGGGAACAUUCCAAACCAGAAGACUCCGAAGACGUUAAAUCUGGAAAUAAUGCAAACAAGAAACCAGAAAAUAUGCCUGAUCCUGCGGAUUUAGCUUAUCGGUGUGGACAUUGCAACCAACUCUCUAAUUGGAAACAUGUUAUACAGAGACAUUGCCGCUUGAAACAUGAUGGAAUAAUAAAAGUUAUCACAACUGUAAAACCAAAAUUAGAAAAUAUGCCUACAACAUCGACAGGUGAAUUUGGUGGUGAUGUAUGCACAAAAUGUCCAUUUAAGACAAACGAUAAGAACAUACUGGCAGCACAUUUACUUCAACAUCAACCUUCAGCGCAAUCAAUAUUCAAAUGCUACUUUUGCCCGUUUUUCGUCAAGGAUGAACAUGAAUUAAUACAGCAUCUUGUUUUACAUGGCAUUUCGGAUCCAGAAGAAUACAUAUCCAAAGCCAUGGGUUGCAAAUCACCUUUACCAGAACAUGGAGCAAAUCCAUUAAAUCCGUGCGCUACAAAACGACACAGGUGUACAGAAUGCCCCUAUGAAACCAAUAGUAAAUCUCAGUACAUGUACCACGAGCAGUUCCAUCGAUUACCAGCAGAUACUCCAUACAAAUGUCAAGAAUGUAAUUACAGCGUAUCCAAGAGGCAUUUGCUGCAUCAACAUAUGAGAGUUCAUGGGAUUCUUCCUAAAAAGAGUGAAAUGGAGGCUGAGAUGGAAGCAAUGUCAUCGAAUUCUAAUCAGGCUGACGACAAAUCUGAAUAUUUUAAUAAUAUUGACGAAAUUCCCUUCGUGUGGGUAUCAGCAAAAAAUGAAUUUCACAAAAUGUAUAAAUGCCGUUAUUGUUCUUAUGUUAAUUCUCAAAAAUGUAAAAUACCUAGUCAUGAAAAAAUUCACUGUGUGGUGUUUGAGAACAGUGACAUAACAAUUUAUAAAUGUCUGGAGUGUAAAUAUACAUGUGAUAAUAAAGCAGGAUUAGCGGAACAUUCCAAAGCCCACGCAGAAAUAUAUGGUCGCAUUUAUUGCCCCGUAGACAUGGACGUGCCUGACGAAGAACAGAUAGCGAAAUUACGAAAAGUAAUCGAUACAGAAAAGCGAAAUGUGCUCGAGGAAUUACCAAGAGGGGAAGAGCAUAUAGGUGAAAAAGAAACCAAAACUUUGUACUUUUGUCAAAAAUGUCCAGCUCGAUUUUUCGCCGACAGUGAAUUAAAAGUUCAUGAUAAGUUUCAUGACUUAACCUUUUCAAAUAAAUGCAAAAGCUGUGCAUUUUCUGUACCUCAAGACGAUGAUUUAAAUAGUCAUAUAUUCGUUCACACAGAUGAAUACAAUACUAAGACAAAAAUGCUGAAAUUUAUCCAUAAAACUCAUUGGGCUUUCAAAGAACCAAAAUUACAGCUUGUUCACUGCCCGCUUACGUCCGAGAUUACGUGGAUUGUAGCAAACCCCGGUAAAAACUUUGACAUUAAUGAAAAUAACAAUAAAAAAUCUACAGAAACAAAACAUACGCCAAAGCAAUACUUGUGUAAAGAAUGUCCAGCAAAAUUCUUUAAAAAUUCUGCACUAACAUAUCACAUGGGAUUACACGGUGGGGAUGGUGAUCACAAAUGUAAGAAAUGCAGUUAUGCUGUUAAAAAUAUCGGAAACCUAGCGAAACACGAGCUAUUACAUGAAAAUGAGAACAAAUUAUCAACAUGCGAUUAUGACUCUGGAGAUGAUAUGGACUUCAAAAACAUUCCCUUAUCAGGCACAGAUUUAUUUCAAAGGAAGACAGAGGCUCAAAAAAGAGUACUCACGGAUAAAGAUAAGCUUGUUAAACCGAAUGAUCAUUUUCCACCAGUGCUUCAAGCUGACCCACAAUUCGGCUAUUUGAUGCAUGGAAAUCCUGAGUUCAUAUAUCCUACUUAUCUGAAAAAUGGACGUCAGAAAGAAAAACGGUACAAAUGCCACAAGUGCCCAUCGGCAUUUGAAAAACGAGAACAAUAUAAGAUACAUCUAUCAUUACACGGUUCGAAACAAAGGUAUAAAUGUGAACUAUGUGACUAUUCCGUAAAAUAUUAUGCUAAUUAUGUUCAACACAUGAGGAAACAUCAAAUGAACGACGAAGCACAAGCCGAGAGGAAGAAAGGAAUCAACGGACUCGAAGGGCCUGAGUCUGAAAACAUAGAUGUUAAGCCAGAUGAUGGCGGGGAUAAUAUAAAAUUAGCAAUAAAGACUAUGCCAAAAAGACCAGUUAAAAGUGAUUUUCAACAAUUUUCAAUAAGCGAUCAACAAACCCUACGGUUGUUGCAACGCAGGCGUUCUUUGAAUAUUUCCGGGAAAGACGCAAACACCGCUGAUCCGUCGCCUACCAAAGAUCGGAGACAACAUAUGUGUUUACUAUGUCCCUACAUAAACCAGCGUCAAGAUGCGCUCAGUAAUCACUACAGGAGACACGAUGAAACAGACUCCCUCAGCAGUGGUAACCAUAAAUGUAAUUAUUGCGAUUUAGUUGUUAUACAAUCCCAUUUUCUUCGAGAUCAUGUAAAAACUCAUUUUAAUUACCAAAAGCACCAUAACCCUGAAUGUUUUGUGGCUAAUGAAAACAUCAGUUUUACAAUCACCAAAUUAGAUGAAAAUGAUUUCUCAAGUGAUCUCAAAUUAGAUACCCUAAACAAAAACAAAUUAUCAAAUAAGAAAAAAAUAUUUGUGAAAAUCAAAACAGGAGAACUUUUUGUAGAUUAGUUAGAAGUUAAUGCUAGAUGUAAGAUAUUAAGUACCAACUCAUAGUAUGUAUACCUAUUACUGUGUAAGCUAAAAUUAAGUAAGUAAAUGUAAGUACCUAAAGUGGGUAACGUUAAUGAUCAGAUCCAUAGGAGCCAAAAAAUAAAACUGUUGAUAUUCAACCAAAGUCAAGCUUGCCAUAUUAGGUUAAAGAAGUUUCGGCUGAUUUGUAUUUUCGGAUCAUAGUAAGGAAAAAUAGGAGUUAGAACUAGUAGCUAUAAAAAAUGAUUUUGAAUGGCCAGUAUAUAUCAUACAUUACGAAGUUAUUUUGUCAUGAAUACCAAUGUGCCUAAAAGUUCAUUUAUAAAAGUACCUAGAAUAUAUUGUUUUUGUGAAAAGUCCGCAAACGAAAAAUAACAGUUACUGUAAUAUAGACCCGUAAAAAUCAAAAUUGGGCUAUUAAUAUUGUCAAUUCUAACAAAAUAAAAAAUAUAGUUAGAACAUUUUUUAAAGAAGUUAACCGAGUACUUAAUAAUAUAUUUAGCAUAAUAAUAUUAGUAAAACGGCUAGUAACAAAAGCCUAUCAAAUUCUAUUUGCUGCCCUGAGGUCAGAAUUUUGAGCUGUCCCAAAAACAUUUUUUUGAUACAAUUAUCAAAAUUAAAAAUCAAUAAAAUAUAAAAGUACCUAAAUAAUAUAUGCCAUUAAAUUCAAUUAUUAUUAAUGUCCUAACUUAUUCGUCAAAUAAUCUUGGCAAAAUUUGGUAUAGGGAUAGCUUGCAUCCUGGAGACAGACAUAGGUUACUUUUAUCACGGAAAGUUAAAAGUUCCCAUGGGAUUUUAAAACCUAAAUCCAUGCGGACGAGACAUAAGCUACUUUCUAUCCUGGAAAAAUUAGCGGUUCCUGUGGGAUUUUUGAAAACCUAAAUCCAAACAGGUGAAUUCUUGGGCAUUGCCUAGGAAAAUAUAAAAAUUAAUAAAAUUACAAUUGGGUUAAAUCUUAAUCUGUCCAAGGGUUAAAUUCAUUGUUAUAAUCCAAACUAAUAUUUUAAAUGUGAAAAUGUCUGUUAAGUACCUUUUUAUGACACAAAACUUUUGAAGCACCUUAAUUUUACAAAAUUAUUAAGCCCAUAAUUAUAAAUCAGCCUUAUUUACUUAUUAUUAAGAAUAGUAAAAAAGACAUGAGUGGAUUUAAAUAUUGUAAUGUUCAUUGUGGAAUUUUAAUAAUAUUUAUAUUUUAUAACUGAAAAUAUGAGAUUAGUGAUUAAAAAAAAUUAUGCAAGUCCAGUUUAUCCUUCCUUAUUAUAAACACUUGCAAAGGUGCUCUUCUUUUUAUUUAAAAAGGAGCACCUUUGCAAGUGUUUAUAAUGUGUGAGUGCCACACUUUGUGUACCUAUAAAAUUUUAUCACUUCCAUCACGAAUUUCCUUAUGGUACCACUUCAACUACACUUCAGUAGACAACAACAGUAGUUCCAUUGAAAACAAAUUUUAUUGGCAAUAAUUCAAUUUAAGCAGUACAACUACAUACUGAUGUGAUUAUUAUAUUUUAUCAUAAUUAUUAUGUUAAUUUUUUAAAUUACUGUAUAACACCAACAUUCAAAAUGUAUUUAAAAUCAAUAAGACAAAUUAAUACUUUAAACCAGUACUUUGUAGUUUGAAUAUAUUUUAAGUAUCCUACCUAAAAGGAUUCCUCUUGUUGUGAAUAAUCAAAACAAAUAAAUACAUAUUAUAAAUAUGCUG
Molecule: messenger RNA, 7571 nt
Organism: Maniola jurtina (meadow brown)
Lineage: Eukaryota; Metazoa; Arthropoda; Insecta; Lepidoptera; Nymphalidae
Product: zinc finger protein Xfin-like
Exons: 5
Coding region: 254-5854 (1866 amino acids)
Biological process (GO): regulation of gene expression
Cellular component (GO): nucleus
Source: RefSeq, a predicted model, not a curated record